UAUCACUGAAGGCCUCUCUCCAUUUGGCUCCGUCAAUCACAGACCAAAACAAGAUGGCAGGCUGCGAGAACUGGUGCUUCUUUUUAACAGUUUGUGCUGUCAGUGUGUUCGGCACCAAUGCGGAGACCAUAAUUACCAUUCCUACUGGGAGGUUAUUUACAUAUGAGCUGAUGAGAGAGACUUUCCAGAGUGACAUUGACCCUAGGACCCAUCUCUACGUUGGUCAUUUUCACGAUGACCCCAUAAUUUUUAAGUGCAACCUGCAGAAUUUCCCAGAUCUCCCAGAGUGGCUGCGCUUCACCCAAAGGCACCCCAAGGAUAAUGGGUUCCUGUACGGCACACCAGUAUCUCCAGGAAAAAGUAUAAUUGAGAUCCAUGCUGUUAACAAACGGAGCUAUGACACAGCCAAACUGAUACUCGUAAUCAAAAUUAAUGAAGAGAAGAUGCUGCCCUAUCAAGCCGAAUUCUUCAUUGAGCAAAGGGAGAUUGAGAAGGUGCUGCCCCCUUCUGUUCAGGGUGAGGUAAAGCGGGAUUUACAAAACCUGUGGAAAACUGAGGCCUUGGAAAUUGUCAAUAUCACUAAUGCCCUCGACCGUGGUGGCAGAGUUCCCCUCCCUCUUGCAACAUGCUUUGAAGGUGUGUAUGUGAAGGUGGGGUCGGAGAAAUAUUUCUCAGAUUGCCUCCUGAGAGUGCUGACACCAGAGAACCAAAGGCAGUGCAUGACACUGCCCCCUAGAGACUGCAACUUCUGCCACUUUGCCAAAAACUGCUCCGCAAAGGACAUAGUCAAGCCCCCCGGAGGCUGCAACUUCUGUCGCAUUCCCAGCAACUGCAUCACCUGGUGCAAGACAGAGCUGUUUGAUCUGACAAACCCGGAGCCAGCUCCACCUGCUCCCACGAUGGGCUCAGGGAUUCUGGAGUCUGGAGGUGACUUUGACCCUCCCGAGUCUCCCCCGAGCAGAGACUUCUUCCCAGACUACAUUGUGACAGUGAUUGUGCCGCUGGUCAUCGCCAUCAUCCUGUGUGUGCUGCUGGCCUACAUCAUGUUUGGCAGACGAGAGGGACUCUCAAAGCGGAAUGCAAAGACAGACCAGAUUCAGCUGUACCACCACCACACCAUUCACGGGGACACUGACGAGCUGCGGAACAUGGCUGCAAACCGAAGCGCUCCUCUGCCUCUGUCCACCCUGCCCAUGUUCAACAGUCGGACUGGAGAGCGGGCUUCACCGCUGCAGUCUGACAGCGUCCCCCUCAUCAUGGCCCAACACGAUCCCUACAGUGACACUCUGCCGAGGUAAACCCACUCACAGAACCUCCUCCUACAACAUUACACCCAUUAUGGUGAAUGGGCUGAUGUGUUUAUCUUGUGAUUAUUAUUUAUGUUUGAAACAACAGAUUCAUCACAUGGCUUGUUUUUGCAAAAAAUAAGAACAGCGAUGUAUAAAUUGUUGCUGAUACAAUUUGGUGCCACAGUGUGAUUAUGUAUUUGUUGUGUGAGUUUGUUUUUCUUUUAGGUGCCAUUAAAAUAAAUUAAU
Monopterus albus (swamp eel) is the source of this 1535-nucleotide messenger RNA. RefSeq names its product sarcoglycan, alpha (gene sgca). The record is from RefSeq and is a predicted model, not a curated record. Gene Ontology annotation, molecular function: calcium ion binding. The transcript has 11 exons. The coding region runs from base 54 to 1298 and encodes 414 amino acids. Gene Ontology annotation, cellular component: sarcoglycan complex; membrane. NCBI's taxonomy places the organism in Eukaryota, Metazoa, Chordata, Actinopteri, Synbranchiformes, Synbranchidae.